AGCUCUGCAUUCUGAAGCAUCAAGAGAGGAGAGAACAAGAAAGAAACAUGAGGAGGAACACUGUUCUUGCCCUUGUGUCCUGGCUCAUGCUGCUUGCACUCUUCAUCACCACCGCCACUGCAUCGCUGCCUUGCAGGUGCUGCUGGCUGGUGCAGCAUCCAAAGGUGACCUGUGGCCAUGCCUACUGUGGCGAAAACUGCUGCCCUCCUACUCCACCGCCAUCGUCGCGCUGAAUGGAAAAAAAAAUGCCUCAGGCUUGUUAGUCAGUAAUAUGAAAUAUGAAAUAAAGUCUACUGGAAUAAUGUUGUACUCAGCUGCUCUUCAGUGAACAUCUACACUGAUAUGCACCAAUGAAACACCUUACAUCAAGA
Messenger RNA from Oryza sativa Japonica Group (Japanese rice), 371 nucleotides. RefSeq lists its product as uncharacterized. Lineage: Eukaryota; Viridiplantae; Streptophyta; Magnoliopsida; Poales; Poaceae. The record is from RefSeq and is a predicted model, not a curated record.